AUGAUAGCUUUGACCUUGAAAGCGAUCGCAACAACAAAGACAGCUCAAUAUGUGCUAUGUCGUCUAGCACGAGUUCGCCUGUGUUCAAACAUCCUUGCGUCAACGUUAACCUGGACCCAAUGCGAGAGGAUAAGAUUUUAUAUAAGAGUGAUUAGAGUGUAUUAUCGUCGAAAACCAUCUUACCUUCCUAUUUCCAUCCUAAAGGGAACUCGUUCGUCAGAUAUCUAA
This is a messenger RNA of Cylicocyclus nassatus, 228 nucleotides long. Lineage: Eukaryota; Metazoa; Nematoda; Chromadorea; Rhabditida; Strongylidae. The record is from the annotation of a GenBank genome assembly.